This is a messenger RNA of Bacidia gigantensis, 510 nucleotides long. RefSeq lists its product as uncharacterized. Bases 1 to 510 code for a protein of 169 amino acids. The record is from RefSeq and is a predicted model, not a curated record. NCBI's taxonomy places the organism in Eukaryota, Fungi, Ascomycota, Lecanoromycetes, Lecanorales, Ramalinaceae. The transcript has 3 exons.
AUGGCUCCCAAGAUCGCAAUCGUGUUUUACUCUCUGUAUGGCCAUAUCAAGAAGCUUGCGGAAGCUGAGAAGGAAGGCAUCGAGUCCGCUGGGGGCAAGGUUGACCUGUACCAGCCUUUCUUCUGGGCAUUCCAACCCGUUACGGCAAUUUUCCGCGCCCAAUGGAAGACCUUCUGGGAUGCCACAGGUCAGCUCUGGGCCUCCGGCGGUUUAUGGGGCAAAUACGCAGGUACCUUCCUCUCUACAGCUUCUUUAGGCGGGGGUCAAGAGUCUACCGCCCUUGCGACCAUGAGCACACUCGCUCACCACGGUAUCAUUUACGUCCCCUUUGGCUACGCCAAAGCUUUCGCUGAACUCACUGCUACUGAUCAGCUGAGAGGCGGCGGCCCUUGGGGCGCGGGCACGGUUGCAGGUCCGUCGGGUGAAAGACAGCCGAGUGACCGGGAACUGUUCCUCGCGAAGGAGCACGGAAAGUCAUUUUAUGAGGUUGUCAGCAAAGUCAACUUUUGA